CUUAUUUCCUGUCUAGCAUUCGUGUGCGUUUUUUAAAGACAGUUUCUUUUAUCAGUUGAGUUUCUUCUUCUUCUUUUUUCUCUAUAAGCUCAUUUUUAUUUCUCAAAUUAAUUAUUGUUUUUGUACAUAAGUACAAAUGGACAUAGCUUUAAACAUGAAUGGCUACGUAGAAGAGUUCAUGAAAGCUCUUGAACCGUUCAUGACGGUAACAUCUUCAUUUAAACCAAUACCAGUUACUCCAGUUAACCAAACAUUACCCGUAUCUAACCAAACCGGUCCAAUUGGGCUAAACCAGCUCACUCCCACUCAAAUCCUAGAAAUUCAAACAGAGUUACAUCUCAGACAAAAUCAAACUCGCCGUCGAGGCUGUGGUGGCCAUCUUCUCAACCCCAAACCAGCUCCAAUGAAGAAAACCGACGUAACUAGACAGGUUAAACUAUACCGAGGCGUUAGACAACGGCAAUGGGGAAAAUGGGUUGCCGAGAUUCGGUUGCCUAAAAACCGAACAAGGUUAUGGCUUGGUACGUUCGAAACCGCGGAAGAAGCAGCAUUAGCUUACGACCAAGCUGCUCACAAGAUCAGAGGAGAAAACGCUCGUCUCAACUUCCCCGACAUUGCUUUCCAUGGAGAAUAUAAACAGGCCCUGUCUCCUUCUGUCAACGCUAAGAUCGAAGCCACCUGCGGUAGCUCAGAGUUUCCCCCGUCUAAGCUCGAGAAACCGGCGAAAACAGGGGAAGUGUUCUUUGGUUUUCACUAUAUGGGUCAUCAUGAGCUGGAGCAAGAACGUGAAGUUAUGGAUAUCUUUGGAUACGGGUCGGGUUCUUCUCCUGAGUCGGAUUUAACGUUGUUAGAUUUCUCAAGCGAAUGGAUAAAGGAAGAUGAGAGCUUUUGCAUGGGUUUGCAGAAGUGUCCUUCUUUUGAGAUUGAUUGGGACGCUAUAGAAAAACUCUCUGGAUCUAUUUAA
Raphanus sativus (radish) is the source of this 964-nucleotide messenger RNA. Its product is annotated as ethylene-responsive transcription factor ERF057. The transcript has a single exon. Bases 137 to 964 code for a protein of 275 amino acids. Gene Ontology annotation, molecular function: DNA binding; DNA-binding transcription factor activity. The record is from RefSeq and is a predicted model, not a curated record. NCBI's taxonomy places the organism in Eukaryota, Viridiplantae, Streptophyta, Magnoliopsida, Brassicales, Brassicaceae. Gene Ontology annotation, biological process: regulation of DNA-templated transcription.